Scomber japonicus (chub mackerel) is the source of this 3921-nucleotide messenger RNA. RefSeq names its product cache domain containing 1 (gene cachd1). Gene Ontology annotation, molecular function: voltage-gated calcium channel activity. The record is from RefSeq and is a predicted model, not a curated record. Lineage: Eukaryota; Metazoa; Chordata; Actinopteri; Scombriformes; Scombridae. Bases 1 to 3921 code for a protein of 1306 amino acids. The transcript has 27 exons. Gene Ontology annotation, cellular component: voltage-gated calcium channel complex.
AUGGCGAGGCGGACAGCGGGGACAUCGCUGGCUUCGACGCCGGAUACGAGCGCUGCUUUCCGGGAUAGUCCGCUUCGGUUUGUGGCUUUUUCGUGGAGCUUCGUUUUAAUCUACUCGGCUCUUUCUUGUGGAUAUUGCGGAGCCGAGACGGAGUUUUCUAUCCUGGAAGAAGCUCAGGUUUUGUCCGAGCAGAUGAAAAAGCUGUCCUCUCAGGAGCUGGGAGUCUUUACUAUGCAGAGGAUUUUCAACUCAUUUGUGUACACCGAAAAGACAUCAAACGGAGAGACAGAAGUGCAGCAGUUGGCCAAGAAGAUUCGGGAGAAGUUUAACCGCUACCUGGAUGUGGUGAACAGGAACAAACAGGUGGUGGAGGCAUCGUACACCGCCCACCUCACCUCUCCACUCACUGCGAUACAGGACUGCUGUUCCAUACCAGCGUCUAUGAUGGAGUUUGAUGGAAACUUCAAUACCAACGUCUCCAAGACCAUCUGCUGUGACAGACUUUCACCCACCGUCAACAGCCGAGCUUUCAACCCAGGACGAGACCUCAACUCAGUGUUGGCAGACAACCUGAAGUCCAACCCAGGGAUAAAAUGGCAGUACUUCAGCUCAGAGGAGGGCAUCUUCACCGUGUUCCCUGCCCACAAGUUCCACUGUAAAGGAAGUUACGAGCACCGUAGCAGGCCUGUGUAUGUGUCUGCAGUGCGUCCCCAGUCUAAACACAUUGUAGUGAUGGUGGACCACGGAGCAUCGGUAACUGACACCCAACUUCAGAUUGCCAGGGACUCUGCACUGGUUAUCCUUAAUGCCAUAGAUGAACAUGACAAGAUCUCCAUUCUGUCUGUGGCAGAGAUGGUUCGCUCCUGUUCUCUGGAUCAGUGCUAUAAGAGUCUGCUGUCUCCAGCCACCAGCGAGACCAAGAGGAAGAUGACCACCUUCAUCUCCAACAUUAAGGCCUCUGAUAGCACUACACAGCAUGCAGCAGGCUUCCAGAAGGCCUUCCAGCUGCUCCGAAACACCACCAGCCUCAGCAAGCAAGCAGCAACCACAGACAUGGUGAUCAUCUACUUGUCAUCUGGUAUCACGUCUCGAGAGUCCUCAGAGCAGGAGAAGAGAGCGACUCUUAGUGUGGUCAGAGAGGAGAACAGACACCUCAACAACUCUGUCAUGAUCCUCACCUACGCUCUGAUGAAUGAGGGAGUAACAGGUCUGAAGGAGUUGGCCUUCCUGCGGGACCUUGCCGAGCAGAAUUCGGUGAAGUACGGCGUCGACCGAACCUCCGACCGGGACCGUUCAUCUAUGGCAUCCUCGUCCGGAACAGCAGGUGCUUCCAUGAUGCCAGUGAUGAAGGGCAGCAUGAUGGUGCUGAACCAGCUGAGCAACCUGGAGACAACAGUGGGUCGCUUCUAUAUCAACCUGCCCAACCGCAUGAUAGACCUGGCCCGUUUCAGCCUGCCCUAUUCUGACCCCAUGGGAGACGGGUUUAUUAUGACUGUGAGCCGGCCGUGUUAUUUUGGUAACCUGCUCCUGGGCGUGGUCGGGGUGGAUGUGAAUCUAGCUUACAUUUUGGAGGAUGUCACCUACUACCAAGACUCUCUGGCUUCAUACACCUUCCUCAUCGACAACAAAGGUUACACCCUGAUGCACCCAUCACUAACACGGCCCUAUCUGAUGACGGAGCCUCCCCUGCACACAGACAUUAUCCACUAUGAGAAUAUCCCUGGAUUCCCUGCUGUACGACAGAAUAUCCUCAGCCUCCCUUUGGGCAGUCAGAUCAUUGUUGUGCCAGUCAACUCCUCUCUGUCCUGGCACACCAAUCGACUCAGGGACAACAGCAAAGAUGCAUACAACGUCAGCUACGCCUGGAAGCUGGUUCAGGACACGUCAUUCAUCCUGUGCAUAGUGUAUGUGCAGCCAGAGAUUCCAGUAAAGCAGCUGAAGAAUCUGAACACCGCUCCCAGCUCUAAGCUCCUCUACCAUCGUUUAGACCUGCUGGGUCAGCCCAGCUCCUGCCUGCACUUCAAACAGCUUGCCACCGUCGAGUCCCCCACAGUGAUGUUGGCAGCUGGUAGCUUCUCCUCUCCCUAUGAGCACCUCAGUCAGCCAGAAACAAAGCGUAUGGUGGAGCACUACACCGCCUACCUGAGUGAUAAUACCAGGCUCAUAGCCAACCCAGGACUCAAGUCCUCUGUCAGGAACGAGGUUAUGGCGACCAGUCACGUCACGGAUGAGUGGAUGACACUAAUGGAAAUGAGUAGCCUCAACUGCUACAUUGUGCGGCGUUACAUAGCAACGCCCAGUGGGGUGCUCCGGAUUUACCCAGGAUCAUUGAUGGACAAAGCCUUCGACCCGACCCGUAGACAAUGGUACCAGCAUGCAGUGGCUAACCCUGGCCUCAUCACCUUCACGGGGCCCUACCUGGAUGUGGGUGGGGCAGGCUAUGUUGUAACCAUCAGCCACACCAUUCAUGCCUCCAGCUCUCAGAUGGCCCCUGGUUAUGCAGUUGCAGUGAUGGGUAUAGACUUUACCCUACGCUACUUCUAUAAGGUCCUGCUUGACCUGCUGCCCAUUUGUAACCAGGACAAGGGUAACAAGAUCAGGUGCUUCAUAAUGGAGGACAGGGGAUACCUGGUAGCACAUCCCACUCUCAUUGACCCUAAAGGUCAUGCCCCUGCAGAGCAACAGCACAUCACACACAAGGAGCCACUGGUGGCAAAUGAUAUCCUGAACCAUCCCAACUUCGUCAAGAAAAACCUCUGUAACAGCUUUAGUGACCGCACAGUGCAGCGCUUCUACAAGUUCAACACCAGCAUACUGGGGGAUCUAACCAACCUUGUCCAUGGUAGCCAUUGUUCUAAGUACCGUCUGACCCGUAUCCCUGGGACCAACGCAUUUGCUGGUAUCGUCAACGAGACAUGUGACUCUCUGGCGUUCUGCGCCUGCAGCACUGUGGACCGGCUCUGUCUCAACUGCCACAGAAUGGAGCAGAAUGAGUGUGAGUGUCCAUGUGAGUGCCCUCUAGAGGUCAACGAGUGUACAGGCAACCUUACCAGCGCUGAAAACAGAAACCCCAGCUGCGAGGUGCAUCAGGAGCCCAUCAGUCUCAAUGUGAUUGAUUCCAGUCUGCAUGACACUUUGCCUCAGUGUAUCAACACCCGCUGCAGCCAGAGAUACACCAGCAGUGACUGCUUCGGUGUGUUGGACUGUGAAUGGUGCAUGGUGGACAGAGAUGGUAAAACCCAUCUAGACAAGCCAUACUGUGCCCUGCAGAAGGAGUGUUUUGGGGGCAUUGUUGGCGCAAAGAGUCCUUACGUGGAUAGCAUGGGGCUCCUGGACGAGGAGGUGGCAUCUCUCAACAUGAUAAAGAGUGCACCUGUGGGUCCCGUGGCUGGGGGCAUCAUGGGAUGCAUCAUGGUGUUGGUGCUGGCUGUGUAUGCGUACAGACACCAAAUCCACAGGCGCUCACACCAGCACAUGUCACCAUUGGCAGCACAGGAAAUGUCAGUAAGAAUGUCCAACCUGGAUAAUGAAAGAGAUGAGAGGGAUGAAGACAGCCACGAGGACAGAGGAAUCAUAAGUAAUACUCGAUUUAUUGCUGCGGUGAUCGAGAGGCACACUCACACUCCAGAGCGGAGACGGAGGUACUGGGGACGAUCGGGGACGGAGAGUGACCAUGGCUACAGCACCAUGAGUCCACAGGAAGACAGCGAGAAUCCACCCGGCAACAACGACCCGCUUUCAGCAGGCGUUGACGUCGGAAAUCACGACGACGACCUGGACCUGGACACGCCUCCCCAGACGGCUGCAUUGCUUAGCCACAAGUUCCACCCCUAUCGGCACACGCACACGCAUCACCACCCGCUGCACACGCACCACCUGCAAGCUGCAGUAACCGUGCACAGUGUGGACGCAGAGUGCUGA